This is a messenger RNA of Penaeus chinensis, 585 nucleotides long. RefSeq lists its product as uncharacterized. Lineage: Eukaryota; Metazoa; Arthropoda; Malacostraca; Decapoda; Penaeidae. The record is from RefSeq and is a predicted model, not a curated record. The transcript has 4 exons. The annotation marks the transcript as partial.
AAGGCUGUCCUCCGCCAGAAGGUGAUCGAGCUGUCGCUGGCCUUCUCGCGCCCGGAUGCCGCCUGCCUCAAGCCGGCGCCCAUGGGGGGCGUCUUCUGCGACAGGCGGCCCGACGGACUCAAGCGCGUGUGUCUGGACCCCGACGUGUUCCCGACGGCCUACUGCCUCGUCUACUCCUUCGGGAUCGGCCAUGACUUCACGUUCGAGGUAGCCAUGUCCAGGUUCGGAUGCGACGUCUACGCCUUCGACAGCGAUCGCUUCCACGCUCAUUACCCGACGUACAUCGGCGACAGACUUACCUUCUACAAAGCGCGGAUUGGCACGACCUUCAUGCGAGAGACUGUGUUCCGUUCCGACGUUCCCGGAGACAAAGGCUUCCUGGUGGAAUACUGGCCUCUGUCGGGCCUCCUACGCCGCCUCGGUCACACACGCCACCACCUCUUCUACCUCAAGCUUGACAUCGAGGGGGACGAGUGGGAGGUCCUCGAGAAUUCGCUGUUUAAGACCGGCCUCCUGGAGCGCGUGCAGCAGCUGGCCCUCGAGAUCCACUUCGAGGACCUCAGGUCAAACGGGACGCGAAGCUCC